Messenger RNA from Prorocentrum cordatum, 387 nucleotides. Lineage: Eukaryota; Dinophyceae; Prorocentrales; Prorocentraceae. The record is from the annotation of a GenBank genome assembly.
AUGGAGCACCUCCUGGCCAACUCCCCGGCGUCCGCCGGCGCGGUGCCGCAGUUGAACGCGGCGCAGCAGGAGCGGGUGCGCGGCGCGGUCGUGGCGCUGCUGCGCGGGACCGGCGACGGCGCCCCGAACAGCGGGACUGUGAGGGCCGCCUUCGCCAACCGCGCCGCGGAGCCCGUCGAGGUGCUGUGGCUCCACCCGCAGACUGGCGCGGAGGUGCGUGCCGCCGGCACGAUCCCCCCAGGCGGGGAGAGCGAGAUCGGCUCGCACCCGGGGCACGUCUUCGUGGCGAGGUCCUUGUCGAGCGGGGAGGUGCUGCAGAGAUUCAAGGUCACUGCCGGGUACGGCCACUUGCAGAAGUUCCGCGUGGCUGCCGAGGGUGAGCUCUGA